AUGUCGAAGUCUAUACCUCUUCUACCGAAUAAUCUUCAUCACAAGGAUUACUGGACAAGUACUGGUGUCAAGAGCUGGUCCAUUGAGUCUUUCGACCUGUACUGGAUUCAGCAAAAUCCCCGCCUAUGUAAAAAAAUUAGUCGGGCUCACACCUCUCUGGGCAAGGAGUUGGAUCUUCUUUUUCAGUCAUCAGAUCAACAAGUUGUGGAAAAAGCACAAUUGCUAAAAAGGCAGCUUAAGAAUGGAUCAUCAACAAUUGAUAACAUCAUAUGGAAUAGAAGUGAGGAGAUUGUAAAUUCUCAUGUUUGUUUGACUUACAGUGAAUUUCUGGCAAAGAUCAAUAUAAAGACAAAUAUUGUUGACAAUAUUACAAAUUCUGAGGAAAGAAAAAGGAAACAUCAUAAUGAUUAUGAUGUCUCAUUUGAUAAGUUCAUUGACAGAAGUUCUGAAGAAAAGGAAACAGGGAAAACAGCAGUGAAGGAGAGCUGCAAUGAUAAACUUGUAGAGAUGGCUCUUGGUACAAGAAAUUUGAAGAACAUCAAGGGUGAUGAAGAUGAGAGCAGUGACAUUGAGUCUAAGAAUCAAAAUGACAAUGAUGUUCCUGCCUCCAGCAACAAUGGCCUUGAGAAGGUUGAGGAUGGUGAAAACAUAGAUAUUGACCUAGAAAGCAUUGUGGAUGAGCUGCAGUGCACACCAAAGGAUGUGUGGUAUGUUGGCACAGUGAAUGUGACAGAAAGAUUCCGGUGGUAUCAAGAAGAGGUGAUAAAGAAGGCAAAAAGUGAAGGCUUAACAUAUAAAAACAUUUAUGAAGUCCUAGCUUUGUCAUCAGUAAUAGUUUUUUGUUGGCCAUGUCCUUAUCCAGUAUUUACCAACCAAGAAUGGUUAGAGAUAACAAAGAGCAAUCCUUACACUCUAAAUGAGCUGCCACUUCUGCCAGAGAUUUCAAACCAUCUUAUCAAUGGAACCCGUAGACAUCUUGCCAACAAAGACACUUUCCUGGAUGGUGGGAAACCUGGAUUAAGUGGGAAAAUUGCAUGCCUGUUCAAUGGCCUAUACAACAGUCUUCCAGCAGUUGCACCAUUAAAAAUAUCAGAGGUGGAGCACUGCUAUAGGUUUCUUUACCCAAUUACCUGUCCAUUCUUUCUUGGCCCCCAAAAGGAAUAUAAAAUGUUGCUGAAUUAUUCCACAGGAGACUCAAGAAAGAGGCUUGGCUUUGCCUGUGUGGUGAAUGAUAUACCAAUUUUGAUCUCAGAGAUCAAACCACUUGGAUAUACACCACUACAACAAAAAAAGGACAACUUGAAGGUACAAUUGCAAGCCAGAAAAUCUAUUAAUCAGCAAUUGUUGACAAAGGGUGGUCCGGGUGAAGCAGCUAUUUUUGUAAAUAUGGGCACACUGAUGGAAUCAUACUUCAUGGACCUGAAAUAUGAUGGACUCUACCGCUCAUGGCCAUUUCUUACAACCAGAUUAGUGACUGACAGAACUACAAUCCCAUUGAUGGAAUUUGCUAUCAGUCAUUUGAUGGCUUUAGAGGAACAAGUUGGAAAAAUUGCAAUGAACUAUAAAUACCGAGCAACAAAUUCACACAUCUGCACAGAUGAGCUUCAUGCAUGA
Molecule: messenger RNA, 1614 nt
Organism: Paraglomus brasilianum
Lineage: Eukaryota; Fungi; Glomeromycota; Glomeromycetes; Paraglomerales; Paraglomeraceae
Source: the annotation of a GenBank genome assembly